GUUUGAAGCCAUUCAAAUUGAAAAUAGUAAAUCAAGCUUAUAAUAAAUAUUUUUUACAAAUGUUUGCAUUUAAAAGUGCUUAUUGCUUAGAAAAGUUGUAUCCAAUGAGUAAUUUGAAUUUGUACACACCGACUAUUGCAUCAGAACAUUCUAUUGAAAAUUUUAAUGGGUAUAUACCAUUAAAAGAAAUUGAUGUAACAUAUAGCUCAAGUACUGGUCCAGGAGGACAGAAUGUGAAUAGAGUCAAUACAAAAGUAGAUAUAAGAUUUAAAAUAAAGAAUGCUUCUUGGAUAAGUGAUGAAAUAAAGCAAAAAUUAUUUAUGAAGUAUCAAAAUAAUAUAAACAAAGAUGGCUAUCUUAUCAUAAAAUCUGAUUUAACAAGAUCUCAGCAAUUGAAUUUAGCAGAUGCUUUACAAAAACUUAGAAAAAUGAUACAAGAUUUGUUUAUUAUACCCAAACAACCAACAAUUUAUGUACAAGAAAAAUAUAGGCAAAGGCAGAUUAAAGCGGCUCAAGAACGAGUAUUUAUUAAGAGGAAACGAUCAGAUGUAAAAAGAAAUAGACAAAUAAUUAUAAAAACUGAUUAAAUUUUAUUUGACUACAGAUUAUGUAUAAUUAAAUGAA
Messenger RNA from Ceratosolen solmsi marchali, 624 nucleotides. RefSeq names its product peptidyl-tRNA hydrolase ICT1, mitochondrial. Gene Ontology annotation, biological process: mitochondrial translational termination. NCBI's taxonomy places the organism in Eukaryota, Metazoa, Arthropoda, Insecta, Hymenoptera, Agaonidae. Gene Ontology annotation, cellular component: mitochondrial large ribosomal subunit. The transcript is spliced from 3 exons. The coding region runs from base 60 to 587 and encodes 175 amino acids. The record is from RefSeq and is a predicted model, not a curated record. Gene Ontology annotation, molecular function: peptidyl-tRNA hydrolase activity; translation release factor activity, codon nonspecific.